AUGGGUUCCCAAUUUCUUCUCACUUGUGUGUGUUUCUGGCUGCCCUUGGCCAGUUUCACCAUCUCCGUGGCUUCACAGAAGAGUACUACAGGGCCUGGAAAUGUCAUUGAAGGCAACGUUUUUAUAAAUGGAACAACUUCAAUUGGAAGGAUAGAUGAUGAUUUUGUCUGUGCCACUCUAGAUUGGUGGCCUCCUGAGAAAUGUGACUACGGAACAUGUAGCUGGGGCAGAGAUUCUUUGCUUAAUCUAGACCUUAACAACAUAAAAUUCUUGAAUGCCAUCAAAGCUUUUUCUCCCCUCAAAAUUAGAUUAGGUGGGACCUUACAAGAUAAGGUAAUAUACGAGAAAACAGGCAAUGGACAACCGUGUAGCCCAUUUGUAAAAAAUAAUUCGGAGUUUUUAGGUUUCUCUCAAGGCUGCUUACCUAUGACACGCUGGGACGAACUCAGCGUUUUCUUCAAGAAAGCCGGGGCUGUUGUUGUUUUUGGUCUUAAUGAACUAAGCGGCAAGACUAUAGAUUCCCAAGGUCCUGCUGUAGGAGCUUGGAAUUCCAGUAAUGCUGAAUCUCUUAUACGAUAUACUGUAAACAAGGGCUAUAAUAUCAUUCAUGGUUGGGAGCUAGGAAAUGAACUGAGUGGGAAUGGAAUUGGGGCAAGAGUUUCAGCAGACCAAUAUGCAUCCGACAUCAAUUCUCUCCAAAACGUAGUGCAAAAUAUUUAUGCUGGUUUUAAAGUUAAACCACAAAUCGUGGCACCAGGAGGAUUCUUUGAUGCAACUUGGUUUUCAGAUUUCAUAAAGAAAACACCUAAAUCUCUUCAAGUGGUCUCCCACCACAUUUAUAACCUUGGUCCAGGAGUUGAUGAUCACCUUAUUGAGAAAAUCCUAGACCCCUCUAGUUUGGACAGCACAUCGCAGACCUUUAGUAUCCUUCAAAGCAUUCUGAAGAAGAGUGGGACACAAGCCGUUGCAUGGGUUAGUGAAGCAGGCGGGGCUUAUAAUAGUGGCCAUAAUCUUGUCACUAAUGCUUUUGUUUUUAGUUUCUGGUAUUUGGACCAACUCGGGAUGGCAUCAUCUUUUGAUACCAAAACAUACUGUAGACAAACAUUGGUUGGUGGAAACUACGGCCUACUCAACACUUCCACCUUUGCUCCAAAUCCUGAUUACUACAGUGCCCUUCUUUGGCACCGUUUGAUGGGAAACAAGGUUCUGUCCACAAGAUUCUCCGGGACAAAUAAAAUACGUGCUUAUGCUCACUGCUCAAAGAAAACGAAAGGAAUCACAUUGCUCUUGAUCAACCUAGACGGUAACACUACAGUUCAAGUGCGUGUUUCGACUGAAAAUAAUUCUGGCGGAACCAAGAAUUCGAGUAUGCAUGAAAUUCAAAUUCCAAGAACAAGAUUUGCUACAAUGCAUCGAGUUAGAGGGUCUAGACGUGUUAACGAAACAAGAAAAGAAUAUCACUUAACAGCAAAAGAUGGGGAUUUACACAGCCAAACAAUUCUUUUAAAUGGGAAAAUUCUAAACAUCGAUUCAUCUGGGCUUAUUCCACCCCUAAUACCAAUAGAUGUGAACCAAUUAGAUCCAAUAAUUGUCGCCCCUUUCUCUAUUGUAUUUGCUCAAAUACCGUAUAUCAAAUUCUCCGCGUGUAAUUAG
This is a messenger RNA of Quercus lobata, 1653 nucleotides long. Its product is annotated as heparanase-like protein 3. Gene Ontology annotation, cellular component: membrane; plant-type cell wall. The coding region runs from base 1 to 1653 and encodes 550 amino acids. The record is from RefSeq and is a predicted model, not a curated record. The transcript is spliced from 9 exons. Gene Ontology annotation, molecular function: beta-glucuronidase activity. NCBI's taxonomy places the organism in Eukaryota, Viridiplantae, Streptophyta, Magnoliopsida, Fagales, Fagaceae.